AUGAAUUAAUAAAUAGUCAUACCCAAAUCAAUUUAUUUUAAAGAGGGAUCAUUUUUUCUAAUUGUUAAUGCAAAACCAAAUUCUAAAGUGAGUUAAAUUACAGGUGUUUCUGAUGAAGCUGUUGAUAUUAAUAUUGCAGCACCACCUAAAGAUGGAGAAGCCAAUGCUGAAUUAUGCGAUUUCAUUGCUUAAACUUUAGGAGUUAAGAAAACUGCUAUUUAAGUCUAAAAAGGAGGUAAAGGAAGGAAUAAGCUAAUUAAAAUUGAUAGCAAAUUCAAAGAUAUCAACGAAUUUUAUGAGAAGUUGAAAUAAUGA
This is a messenger RNA of Paramecium pentaurelia, 315 nucleotides long. Lineage: Eukaryota; Ciliophora; Oligohymenophorea; Peniculida; Parameciidae. The record is from the annotation of a GenBank genome assembly.